Penicilliopsis zonata CBS 506.65 is the source of this 1116-nucleotide messenger RNA. RefSeq lists its product as hypothetical. NCBI's taxonomy places the organism in Eukaryota, Fungi, Ascomycota, Eurotiomycetes, Eurotiales, Aspergillaceae. The coding region runs from base 25 to 900 and encodes 291 amino acids. The transcript is spliced from 2 exons. The record is from RefSeq and is a predicted model, not a curated record.
CUGCUCGGCCCCCUCGUGCGCUUCAUGGCAGGGAUCAAGGAGAAGAAGCUGUACGGACUCGACCACGCCGUGCUGAAUGUCGAGCCGCCCGCCAGCAUGUGGAUGAACCUGGGGUAUUGGAAAGAUACCGAGUCCUUUCCAGAAGCAUGUCAAGCACUGCUGGACGAGGUGCUACAGACCGCCAAACCAGAUCAAGGCAUUGAUCUGCUCGACGUGGGAAUCGGCUGCGGCGAUCAAUCGGUGUAUUUGACCGAGCUUCUUCACAGCUCGGGUUCUCCCCUGGUUGAUUCCUACGUGGGCAUCACCAUCGCAGAGGCCCAAGCGGUCUUUGCCCGCUCGCGACUGACUUGUGCUGGCAAGAUCUUUGCCGCCGACGCAGCGGAUCCGGCUUCAUGGAACGAUCAACUGAAAGAAGCUGUGGUAAGGCAGAAAUCGAAUAACAAGACCACAUGGCUGCUUGCUCUAGACACUCUCUACCACUUCAAGCCAUCGCGGGCGCCGCUGUUCAAAGCGGCGUGUGGCGAGAUGAACGCCUCCCUGAUGGCCUUCGACCUGGUGCUCUCCGAUACGGCGAGUCUCCGCGACAAGCUCAUCCUCUACGCCAUGUGUCUUGUGUCGGGGAUUCCAUACACCAACUUGAUGACGAAAACGCAGUACGAGGCUCUGCUUGUGCGAGCCGGGUAUGAGCUGGGGGAGAUCGAGAUGCGAGACGUCAGCGAGCAUGUCUUCUCCGGUAUUUCGCGGUAUAUCCUCAACCGAGACGCCGUGAUGAGGCCGUACGGGAUCUCCUUGGGCAGGUUUCGAGGCGCAGCCAAAGUGUUUCGAUGGUGGGGGGAAAGUGGUCUGGUCAGGGGGUAUAUCAUUGUAGCUCGUCAUAGUUCAUGUUCCACCAAGCAGUAGCCCUAAUUAGAUCCGGAUUCUAUCCAAGUGCAUAUAUAUAUAUAUAUAUAUAUACAUCUACCUCCUCCACGGCACCUGCACGCCUAGACUAUCUGCCAUUCGCAUGGCAGAGACCACACAUCCUUCCAGCAGCACCAUCCCGUCCCAGCACCACGCACCGACGAGCCAGACGUUUCCAUCUCCGUUGCGCCAUGCUUUCUCCCCCCUGUCUGCCCC